Molecule: messenger RNA, 399 nt
Organism: Plasmopara halstedii
Lineage: Eukaryota; Oomycota; Peronosporomycetes; Peronosporales; Peronosporaceae
Exons: 2
Coding region: 1-399 (132 amino acids)
Source: RefSeq, a predicted model, not a curated record
AUGCCAAUUCCACUGACACCCCUGCCUCCGGUCACAGAAGAGAUCAACGCGAACACCGACAUCGCUGAUAUAGGUCGAGGCAAGUCUACAUUAGCUCAAGAUAGAGCCGUGGUCACAAUGUUCCUGAUCUUUUGUUCUGAAUCCGAUGGCUUCAAAGCGAUUACUGAUCUGAGCGAUUUGUCUGACCAAGACGACAAGACGCUGAAGAUAAUAUUCGGGACGUUUGCAACACAUAAGCUGCUGAAAUUCAAGAAAUCUGGUUCUCCUUUGCUGCAAACGGCAAUGAACUACCUCAGCUGUUUAAAGGGUGAAAGUGCGUCAAAACACGACUACAAAAUACGUGGCAUAUGCCCAGAAAGAAGGUAUUACGUUACAAAACACAGCGGACGAUAUCACUGA